This is a messenger RNA of Danio rerio (zebrafish), 1456 nucleotides long. RefSeq names its product nucleotide binding protein-like (gene nubpl). Gene Ontology annotation, cellular component: mitochondrion; mitochondrial matrix. The record is from RefSeq and is marked provisional. Lineage: Eukaryota; Metazoa; Chordata; Actinopteri; Cypriniformes; Danionidae. Gene Ontology annotation, biological process: iron-sulfur cluster assembly; mitochondrial respiratory chain complex I assembly. Gene Ontology annotation, molecular function: ATP-dependent FeS chaperone activity; ATP binding; iron-sulfur cluster binding.
GUCAUCAACAGGCGACAGAGCGACGAACUCCAACAGCUCAUGUCACUUAAUAUUUUGAAUAACAUUCGCUGUAUUUCAUGGCGUAUUUUUAUGUAAAUUGUAACAUAGUAACCGAAAAUUAAGCCCAUAAAACGAAUGUCACAUGGAAAUCAGAGCGUCGCCUUUGCCUUUCUCGUGAUUUAAGUUAAUCGCCGAAGCUUUAAACUAUGGUUAAACUACUCACCAGCUACAAAAAGGUUUGGCAAAUAUGUACGUUUUCCCCAAAUGUUAUAGGCACACCGCUGCUGCCUAGCAGAUCGAGUCCAGCACAUCAAAAUGCAUAUAAUUUUCGUCACAAGACUUCAGGUGCUGGUGAUCGAGCACUACAGGAGAGACAAAAGCAACACAUGGCACGUGGUUUGCCCAAACAGAAGCCCAUAGCUGGAGUCAAAGAGGUCAUUGUUGUUGCAUCAGGGAAAGGAGGGGUGGGAAAGUCCACAACGGCAGUGAAUCUUGCUCUUGGACUUAUGGCUAACGAGCAGAGUAAAUUGGUGGGCCUUCUAGAUGCUGAUGUCUUUGGUCCCUCGGUUCCCAAGUUAAUGAACCUUAAAGGAAAUCCUGAGUUAACAGAAAAAAACUUAAUGAGACCACUUGUAAACUUUGGAAUUCCUUGCAUGUCAAUUGGCUUUCUGGUAGAAGACGUUGCACCUAUUGUGUGGAGGGGUCUGAUGGUGAUGUCAGCUAUAGAGAAACUUAUUAGACAGGUAGACUGGGGGAAUUUAGAUUACCUUGUGAUUGAUAUGCCGCCUGGAACUGGCGAUGUUCAGCUUUCGAUUACUCAAAAUAUUCCUAUAGCAGGGGCUGUAAUAGUGUCAACGCCACAAGAUAUUGCCCUUAUGGAUGCAAGAAGAGGUGCUGAGAUGUUCCGAAAAGUUAACGUUCCGGUGCUGGGUCUUGUUCAAAACAUGAGUGUUUUCCAGUGUCCCAAAUGUAAUCAUCAGACUCACAUUUUUGGCUCAGAUGGGGCUAAAGAGUUGGCUCAAACCCUUGGUGUUGAGUUGCUUGGAGACAUUCCUCUUCAUCUAAACAUCAGAGAGACAUCAGACAUGGGGCAGCCUGUGGUUGUGUCAUCCCCAGAUAGUCCAGAGGCCGAGGCCUACAGAAGAAUUGCAGCAGCAGUCGUACGGCGAUUGGCAGAGCAUCUGAAAUAAAACUAAGUCCAUAUUUAACACAAAAAAUGAGCAGUAUCUUCUCCAAAUUAGCUCCAUUGCCCAAUUAAAAAUUGGUAUCAAAUACCAAUUAGAAUGUUUAUAAGUAAUUUAUUUUCAUUUAUGCACUGAUAUGCUGUCAACAGAUAUUAUUACAUGUCAAUAGAAUGUGUUUAAAUUGCUUCCCUUAAAGAGCAAUUUAAGUUGUGAAAGAAAGAAAAUAAGACUUGACUGCAGUUACUAAUUGAAAUAAAUAAGCAUCAACACAA